This is a messenger RNA of Ostertagia ostertagi, 1023 nucleotides long. The record is from the annotation of a GenBank genome assembly. Lineage: Eukaryota; Metazoa; Nematoda; Chromadorea; Rhabditida; Trichostrongylidae.
AUGGGCAAAUUGUUUUCACCUGGAAGUUUCUUUAGUAUAGAAACAGUCGAUAAAGCUCGCACUCAAAUUGUCAUCUAUGUGGACGAAUUCAUUGAAAAGGAACUCAAAGAAGUAGUUAUAUCGGUUGAACGUUCCCUUCUUGGCGAAUCUCUUUCAAAGACGUUUACCUCAACAGGCGGUGUGUCAGUUUUAGCUGAAAAGAAGAAGAUUGAAGAGGUCACCUUGGAUAAUAUUCAACUAACUUUCAAAGAGUUGUACAUGAGCCGAGCAGAUAUGUGGCGCUAUAGAUCCAGACUGAUAAACACUUGUGCCUAUCUUGACAAACAGGUUCUUAUAUACAUUCAAAUGAGUUCAGAAAUGUGGCAGCUGGAUCCUCAGGGUGACCUUUAUUUUGAAAAAUGUGUCAAAGGACUUCUAUUCGCUUUGCGUCCUCAAAAUGAACACUAUGAAGAUUGGAGCCACGUUCUUUCAACGAUAAAACUAUCAUUCAACAAAUACCAGGACACGAUACAAGAAGUGUUGGCCGCCAAUUACCCCAGCCUGAAAGGAAGGUGGGAAAUCUCAACAGCCGCUGAUGGCAACUUUCUGCAAGUGCUGAAUAUGAGCAUGAACUCGUUCAAUGUUUAUCAUACAGAUAGGAGGUUUGAGACAACGGUCAACCAGAAAUUCGGACACUUCCUCAGCAUUUCCCUUUAUAAACAAUUUGCGGUGCAAUUUUCAUGUUCUUUUCAGAUCAUCUUUGUGACUCCUGGUGGUGGUGUCUUAAAUGUGGAUCGAGAGAUGGUGAACAUGACAAAGCAGCGAAUCAUUGAUAUGGGCAUUUCACUCGAUAUGGUGUGUUUGGGAGAGCAACCGUUGCACGCGGUACCACUGUUUGUGUUUCAUAAUCGCUGGACGUCGUCUCAACCGUUUGAAGACUAUUUUAUUCCGCAUUGGAUGAAUUACUCUUAUUAUCGGAUGAGCAAACGAAGUGCCAUAUCGAUCAACUUUCGCCCACGUAUUAAUCUGCCCAAUGUGAUGUUG